Molecule: messenger RNA, 5574 nt
Organism: Columba livia (rock pigeon)
Lineage: Eukaryota; Metazoa; Chordata; Aves; Columbiformes; Columbidae
Gene: EEF2K
Product: eukaryotic elongation factor 2 kinase
Exons: 20
Coding region: 400-2628 (742 amino acids)
Biological process (GO): protein phosphorylation; response to differentiation-inducing factor 1; myosin II filament disassembly
Molecular function (GO): ATP binding; calcium ion binding; calmodulin binding
Source: RefSeq, a predicted model, not a curated record
GGGUGAGGGCGGCGCGCGGCGGUAGCGCGGAGGUGAUGGGCGGCCCCGCCGCGCGCCUCCCCUCAGCAGGGCGGCUGCGCGCCCGCCUGCUCUGGCCCGGGUGGCGGCAGCGGGGUCGGGCUGCACCGGGGACUGGCUGCACCGAGGACUGGCUGCACCGGCCGGGGCGACGCGUCUGGGCUGCGCUAACUCGCUGUACUUGCAGACUAACUGGAUGCGAUUUGUGCCAUGGUGUUUGCGGUAGUGAACUGCUGGAAGUGACCUGAAGUAAAGGCUUCUCAUUAGAAGAUCUGUACUUGGUAGGACCAGGUUUGUCAAAGCUUCUUCCCUCCAUUUGCAUGUGCACUGGAAUAGUGGCUGUUCUAAUAAUUGCAGGAGUUAAACUGGCCUCCCGCAAACAUGGCAGACGAGGACCUUAUUUUUCGUAUGGAAGGAAUUGAUAAUGCUAGAUUGACUACAGCUAACUCUGGAAAUUACCUUGAUGCUGAUAGUGAUGAUGAAGACAAUUAUUUUAUCUGUCCGAUAACUGAUGAUCCUGUUUCUAACAAGUCUGCCAGUAUAAAAGAUGGCAAUUAUUAUAGCACCUUAGCAAAAACUGAACAGUAUGGUUCAAGCUCUUCUCCUAGAAACUCGUUUAGCUUUAAGAAUGACACACAGCAUCGUUCUAAGCACGGCUCUGUGGUUGACCAUAGUCGGGAAACCUGGAAACAUGCAAUUCAGAAAGCUAAGCACAUGCCUGAUCCAUGGGCAGAAUUUCAUCUUGAGGACAUUGAGACGGAACAAGCCACUCGUUACAGGUACAAUGCAGUUACUGGGGACUGGGUUGAAGAUGAAGUCCUCAUCAAGAUGGCUUCACAACCUUUUGGCCGUGGAGCAAUGCGAGAGUGCUUCAGAACGAAAAAGCUGUCCAACUUCUUACACACACAGAACUGGAAAGGUGCCUAUAACUAUGUUGCCAAGCAAUACAUAGACAGUGUGGGCAGGGAUGUGUAUUUUGAGGAUGUCCGACUUCAGAUGGAAGCAAAACUCUGGGGAGAAGAGUACAACCGGCACAAGCCACCAAAACAGGUGGAUAUAGUGCAGACCUGUAUUAUUGAAAUGAAGAACAGACCUGGAAAGCCUCUUUUUCAUCUGGAACAUUACAUUGAGGGCAAAUACAUCAAAUACAACUCAAAUUCUGGAUUUGUGCGAGACGACAACAUUCGUCUUACUCCGCAAGCCUUUAGUCACUUUACGUUUGAGCGCUCAGGACACCAGCUGAUUAUUGUUGAUAUCCAGGGAGUUGGAGAUCUUUACACGGACCCUCAGAUCCAUACAGAGAACGGUACAGAUUUUGGAGAUGGCAACCUAGGUGUUCGAGGUAUGGCCUUGUUCUUUCAUUCACAUUUCUGCAACAAGAUUUGCAAAAGCAUGGGGCUUGAACCAUUUGAUCUUUCACCCAAAGAGAAAGAUGCCUUGGAUUGUAAUAGAAAGUUGCUUGAAUCUGCUCAAACAAUUCUCCGUGGCACAGAGGAAAAAUGUGGCAGCAGCCGGGUGAGAACAGUCUCUGGUAGUCGACCUCCUCUGCUGUUCCGCCUGUCUGAAAACUCUGGCGAUGAAAGCAUGAGCGAUGUAGCGUUUGACUCUCUACCCUGCUCUCCUUCCUCAGCAACCCCUCACAGCCAAAAGAUGGACAUGCUUAAUUGGCCUGUUUUCAAUGAAGUAGAUAACCUGGUUCACAGAGACUAUGAUCAGCUUGAUAACCAAAGGGAUUUUGAAAAUGGCGGAGACAGCGGAUAUCCCAGUGAAAAGAGAAGUGAGCUAGAAGAUCUGGAUCACAGAGAGAGGGCCCAUUCAAACAACAACCGAAGACAUGAAUCUGAUGAAGACAGUUUGGGAAGCUGUGCAAGGAUCAGCGUGGAGAAAUGGAAUCUCUACAACUCUUCCAGAGUCCACAUCCACAGACCAUCAUGUGUCGCCCAAGAAAUUCAGAGGCUCAAUGCACUGGAACUCGAAAAGAAAAUUGGGAAGUCAGUCCUUGGGAAGGUUCAUUUGGCCAUGGUUCGCUAUCACGAAGCUGGGCGUUUCUGUGAGAAAGACAAGGAAUGGGAUCAGGAGUCGGCGCUGUUUCACCUGGAGCGUGCUGCAGACUGUGGGGAGCUGGAGGCCAUUGUUGGCUUAGGACUCAUGUGCUCUCAGCUGCCACAUCACAUUCUUUCUGAGGUCACCCUGGAGGACACAAAGGAGAACAGAAAUAAAGGAUUUGAUUACUUGCUGAGAGCAGCAGAAGCUGGAGACCGGCCUUCCAUGAUUCUGGUAGCAAGAGCGUAUGAUACAGGUGUAAAUCUUGGCUCAGACAGAGUACAGGAUUGGCAGGAGGCGCUUUACUGGUACAAUGCUGCACUGAACAUGACUGACUAUGAUGAGGGAGGUGAAUAUGAUGGCACCCAGGAUGAGCCUCGGUAUCUGCUCCUGGCCAGGGAGGCAGAGAUGUUAAUGAUGGGAGGAUUCCACCUGAAUAAGGAUCCACAGAGAUCAGGUGAGCUGUACACAGAAGCAGCAGAAGCAGCAAUGGAAGCCAUGAAAGGCAGACUGGCAAAUCAGUACUAUCAAAAAGCAGAAGAAGCUUGGGCGAUGAUGGAAGAAUGAUACCACAAUUAAACAGCUUUUGUAUAUAUAUAUAUAUAUAUAUAUAUAUAUUUUUUUUAUAAACUUGCUGCAUUUGCAGCUAAAAAGAUGUAUUUUUGUGUGGUGGUACCAGAGGUUUUUUGUAUUUUAGUUCUCUAAUUUUUUCUUUUUGAGAGGAGAAAUCCAAAUGUAAGUGGUAUGUAGGGUGCCAUAGUGUUACUUUUGCUAGUGUUUUAAAGCUGUAAUACAGACACACUUGACCUUUUGUAUUUUUUUUUGUUAGAACUGAGCACCCUAGAUUUUUUUGACAAAACAUGAGGCUGAUGUUUUUUUAGGUUUUAUGUGUCCUGUUUUUCACACAGCAAAUGUUCAGUCUGUUUACAUUUUUCUUCUCCUCCCUGCAUUUUUCCUAAAUUUUCAUUAAUUUUCAGCAUUUCUUCAUAAUUUUUAGUGUAUCACACCAAAUUUGCAUGUGAAUGUAAAAUUUUGGUUUAAGCAUGCGGCAUCCCACUCUAUCACAGUGGUGUCCUUGGGCACUUCUGUUAUCCUUCUCAAACAAAUCCCAGAUAGAAUCCUUACAGUUUGGGGAGGGCUGGGGAAGAUAUUUCAGACUGGCAGUGAGGAUAUUCACAGUGAAAUAUGUUUUAUUCAUUACCAACAUUGCAUAUUUUACCAUCAGAAAAUCACUGUUCCUGAUGAGGUGAGGCAUCCAGCUACCUCUCUCAUUUUCACAUUUUGCACCAUAUAGUAACCUAGUUGUAUAAAAUUUUACUGAUCUUAUAUUAUAUUUGUCCAAUGAUGUAUAGUAGCAAGAUCUGUAAUAUAUGGGUAAUUUGAAGUUAUUUUUACAGUGAUAUCUCAAUUCUCAGUGAAACUAGAUCAUCUCACUUGAAAUGAGAAUACGCUUCCAACCUUUCCAGAGGGAUGUUUGAAAAGGUUAGAGGAUUUUAAUUCACCUACUUCUAUAUAUAGAGUAUAAUUGAUCUGGUUUAAAUAGCUUUUAAAAUAGUGUUUUAUCUGCAAAUAGUUUCAAAUGCUAGUUAGAGAAAAUUGCUGGUUAAAAGGAAGAAAUUAAACACUUGAAUUUCUGUGUCCCAUUUGCAUAAACCUAACCAGUAAUGGCAGGACAAAUACAUGGUGGUGGUUGGAUUAUCAUGGCACAGUGGUAAGUUUCUUCCAAAUCCAGUAUUUUAUUCCAAAGCUCCUGUGCCAUCUCUAUGGAUAGUACAGAAGCUGUUCCUAUUCCUUGGUUGUGGUUAACAGUCAUUUUGCAGGAGAUUAAGAUGGAAGCUUUGGCCUUCUUGGCCUUACAUUCUCCUAAGGCUAUAAAUUGAUAAUAAGGGGCAGCCCCUAUGAAGUGCUGACUGACCUGUACUGCUCACCAGCUGCAUUUUAGCCAAGCAUUUAAAAGUCUGCUUAAAACUAAGCAGGCUGCUAGAUUAUGGAGUUGAUUUCAUUGGGACUUCUGCAUGCAUAGCUAAGUAAUAGUAGUUUUUUGUAAAAUGUAGAAAGUGUUUAUGGAACAGAAAUCAGUUCUUCCUUUCCUGUGUGAGUGCCUGUCACUGAGCUCCAAAGUUAUGCUCCCCAUUUACUCUCUUUCUGGCAAAUGGGUCUUGAAUUAAUGUUUAAACAAUAUCCAAGCAUGAUGUUAGCAACAGCUGCCACUGUCUGGGAGGUGAUGUCCUAGUGGUUAAGUCAGUCAGAUGGGAUGAUUUUAAUCCUUUCUAGGAGAGAAGGAUGUCAUACUUCUGGGUGGGUGCUGUAACCGCCAGGCAGUUGUAGCCAUGAGUGGCUUUGCCACACAUGGCAGCAUCUCCUUGCUGUAUAAUGCGGGGGGGUGUGGGGAAGAAGUACUCACGGCCUUUUUAAAUUUUGUUUCUUGUUUUGAGAGUGAAAGUGAAGCUCUUCACCCAUUAAUGGAGGAAUGUCUAAUUUCUAGAUCUCAGUUGGGCUCAGGUAGAUAUAAAGUUAGGUACUAAAAUAACCAAAUUUGGGGGGCCUCAUAUUAUUUGGGCCUAAUAUGCUGACAGAUAACUAGACUUUGUAGGCUCGCAGGUCAGACGGGUGUGUUAAGUGCCUUUCCAAAGUUCUGCUUUAGGUGCUCAAAACCUCUUCUGGAUGGAACUUUUUCAGUUCAUAACAUUAUAAUAUCAGCUCUCAAUUAAAGGUGAACAGUCAGAGUGUUUUGUGCAGAACUGAUACAGUGUAGGCACUAUAACAAAUUCAGACAAAAGGCUUUGUUUUCCCUCAUAAGGUGUUGAUGCCAAUUCUUUGCUUCCUUCCAAGGAAGAUCUCGUGUGUAACACCACCACCAACCGUGUAGGGAGGAGGUUGGAUGUGCCCAUCCAAAAUGUGUAAGUAAGGGACGUAGAGUGUAAUUACUGACGCUUUUUGGUGUAAUUUGCUAAAUUUAUCAGUUGCUGAAGUUGCUGACACUUCUCUGUAGAUCUGGUGUGUAAAUGUAUGCACAGCUCAGUGAAAAAGUUAUUUGCCAACAAUGUUUUAAUUAUACUACUUUUUUUUUUUAGUGAUGUGGACUACCUUCUGUCCUUAGGUGAUAUUAUAUAGCUAUACAAUAAAUAGGACUGUCGAUAAAUUGAAAAUGGAAAUUGUUUACAGAAUAUGCACAACUUCUAUUGUAUUCUUUUGAAGAUGAAACCAAUAUAUUUGACAGACUUGUGAAAUGAUAUUGCUAUAUGCUGUAUUUUUAAUCUAUUCACAAUGAAUAAAUAAAAAUCUAUAUUUAAAAAAAAAAAAAGUGAAAAUAAAUCUGAGGCUCAGCCUGACAGAACUUAGCCAGGUUUAGUGUUUCUGGAUGUCAGUGGGAAUAUUGCUUGGGAAAGGACAGCGAGAUGGAAGCCUUUGUAUAUCAGACAUGCAGAUACUGAUUGCCUGCAUCGCUUGGUCCUCCCAUUCCCUUUGUCUGGUUUCAUUGUGCCUGGUCAAUAAAGUUGUUCUUUUUUGUCA